This is a messenger RNA of Erpetoichthys calabaricus (reedfish), 1109 nucleotides long. It is a transcript of the gene ppp1r3g, whose product is annotated as protein phosphatase 1 regulatory subunit 3G. Bases 113 to 919 code for a protein of 268 amino acids. The transcript has a single exon. Gene Ontology annotation, molecular function: protein phosphatase 1 binding; glycogen binding. Lineage: Eukaryota; Metazoa; Chordata; Cladistia; Polypteriformes; Polypteridae. Gene Ontology annotation, cellular component: protein phosphatase type 1 complex. The record is from RefSeq and is a predicted model, not a curated record. Gene Ontology annotation, biological process: regulation of glycogen biosynthetic process.
GUUUUUGGUGAAGUUGCGUGCCCGGUGACGCACUACUCUCUCUGAUGUUGGACAGCAACAGGCGACUCACCUUUUGUGAUUCCCUACAGGGUUGAAAAGAAGCCGCUCGCCGAUGAGGCAUGUCAUGGAUAUACUAGAACGCGACUAUUCAGAUGCUUUCAAUCCCGAGACGAAGGGCGCAGCGUUGCGCCAAGGGGGCAGAUUGGAAAUGGACGGUGAUCUCGACGACGCGACCGUGGAGGGUGCGCAGAAGAAAGAUCGUCCCAGGGCCAAAUCGUUGCCUGCUUACCCAGCGCAGGCCGAACUCUUUGACGGCUUGAGCCAGAGCUGCAGAAAGAGAGUGCGUUUCGCCGAUUCCCUGGGUUUGUGCCUUACCAGCGUGAAGCACUAUUGCGCCGCCGAUGAGCCCCACGUCCCGUCCAAAGUGUUCACCCGUCUGCAUAGCCACCCCCCUCCUCAGCUGGACGUGGAUCUCCUGGAUGAUCUCUGUUUCAAGUUCUCGCCCGCACUGUCUCUAUCUGUUGACUGCCUGGUGCCCAAGUUCACGUCGCCCGUCGACAACUGUGACUUUGAUGAGCGGCUCCAGCGCUAUAAAGUGUCUCUGGAGAGGGUCUCAGUUUCUCACUUCGACAUUCGGGGGCUUGUUAGAGUUGUGGACCUCGGUGGAAAGAAAGAAGUCGGGGUGCGUUACACUUUUAACGACUGGUUAACGUUCGUGGACACGCAAGCCUUCUCGGUGACGGCCAGCGGCGAGAGCACCGAGCAGUUCUCCUUCACGCUCUACAGCCCGCCGCUGCAGGGUGACGGCUGCUCGGUGCACUUCGCCGUCUACUACCGCACUGACAGCGAGGAGUUUUGGGACAACAACGCGGGGAGCAACUACACACUGGAGCACCGGCGAGCGGCUCCUCCCGAGUGAUUCUCGGCGUCAAACGCGCGCCUUUUGGCUGCAGAUUACCGGCCUGGGGAAGGCUGGUAACGCGCGCGUUAGGCGGCACGAAGCGCUGACAGGUGAACGAAAAGUACAGUUUCUCACAAAUAUGUGUAUUGUAUGAGAAUUUGUGCCGCAUGUAACUGAACACGGAAAAUAAAUUCUUGCCAUCAGUAUA